Molecule: messenger RNA, 795 nt
Organism: Neurospora hispaniola
Lineage: Eukaryota; Fungi; Ascomycota; Sordariomycetes; Sordariales; Sordariaceae
Exons: 1
Coding region: 167-625 (152 amino acids)
Source: RefSeq, a predicted model, not a curated record
ACGAACGGGGGAGAAAAAAAAAGCAUAGCACGCACAUGAUGCACCCAGCCAGCCAGCCAGCCAGCCAGCCAAACAGGCCUACGCUCACUUCCAUGUCCAUGAUCAUGAGCUACCUUGACCACCAUGACCCCAAACGUGCCAUGCCCGCGCGGCCGGCCGUGAAGGGAUGCCCGGCUGGCUUGUGCUGGUUCUGUCUUGUUCUCGGCUCUUGGUGUUUCCACUUCGUAUGAGAAAUUGGGUGGAAAGGAUCGCUAUGACGCCCGGGCGGGACCAGGGGGAGACCGGAUCCUUCAUAGCUCGGCUCCCGGUCGUGAAACAGAGCAGGACCAGGGGGGGUUGGCUUGGUUGGUGGCAGCCGGGGAUGGACGGGUUCGACGACCGGGGGGGUGGGAAUGUGGCCGGUCAGGGACAGGGGGUGGACAAAGGCCUGGAAGCAAAGCACCUACCUAUUUGGGACGACCGGUUUGUAUCCGCGGCAGAGGAACGGCGUUGGCUUCCUCAGUGCAAGACCAUUCUUCCCUGUUCUCAUCAAAGGUUGGCUUGGGUAGGGCUGAGGAUGUCUGGAGUGGUCUGGUGCGAAAAAGUAAACAGACACUGGUCUCUUUGGGGUGGUGGUGGAUCAUGAGCAUCAAUCACAUCGAAUUGAAUGACCUCGCAUGUGCCUGGCCAUGGGGGGGGGGGGGGGGUUGUUAGGUUAGGUUCCGUCGGCAGCACGGGAAUGUCAAAAGUGUUUGAUCUGCCGUGGUUGCUUUUUCCUGUAAGCCGAGUUUGGAUGUUUGGAAGUGGAAGGACGGG